Messenger RNA from Fusarium fujikuroi IMI 58289, 873 nucleotides. Its product is annotated as related to amine oxidase. Gene Ontology annotation, molecular function: oxidoreductase activity. NCBI's taxonomy places the organism in Eukaryota, Fungi, Ascomycota, Sordariomycetes, Hypocreales, Nectriaceae. The record is from RefSeq and is a predicted model, not a curated record. Bases 1 to 873 code for a protein of 290 amino acids. The transcript has 3 exons.
AUGCCAGCAAAUCUUGAGCCGGAACAGCUGAAGGAAGUGGACCAAUUCAUGCAGCUUCUUUCCGAGUAUGCUGACAAAUGUGACACCGGCAAUCCUUCUGACGGACCAGACGCAAGGCACCCUGAUUCUAUCACCGUUGCGGACUUCGUUGCAGGAUUUAAUGAUCCUGGUGCUUCAGCCCUCAUCAACAGCAUCACGCGCAGUCUACUUACCACUAUUGAUGGCGAUGUCUACAGAGCAGACAAAGUUAUCGUUUCUGUGCCAACACCAUUUUACCCUCUCAUCCAGUUCGAGACAAGUCUUCCACCAGCCAAAAAGGCACUCGACGAGUCUGCCAAGUCAGGAUAUUACACCAAAACGGUCCUUGUAUACGCAGAGCCAUGGUGGCACUCCGCAGGUCUCUCAGGCGUAUAUAGUUCCGCCAACGGGCCAGUCGUCUUCACGCACGACACUUGCGUUCCUCAAGAUGGUCAAUACAGCAUAAAUUGCUUUCACGCUGGCGAUCCAGGGUGGAAGUGGUCAAGACUGCCAGCUGAAGAACGUAAGAAAAUUGUUUUGCAAGAUAUCCGCACUACAUUUGGCACUAUUGUGGAUACUAUACCUAAACCUAUCAAUGCUAUUGAUAAAGAUUGGACAACAAAGGAUCCUUGGGCUCAAGGUGGACCUGGUCCUGUUUGGAGACCUGGAUUCUUGGCGGGUGAGUCUGGAAAGACUAUUACUGAGCCCUUUUGGAACAUUCAUUUUGUUGAGACGGAGACGGCUUCGGUUUGGAGAGGGUACAUGGAUGGCGCUGUGAGAUCGGGCAUUCGGGGAGGGAGGUCAGGAAGUUGUGGCGCAACUCAAAAUCUCGACAUAGUUCAUUUCAGAACUUGA